UGUGGGAUCUUAUCCUCAUCUUUGCAAAGCACUUUCCCGACUUUCUUUUCUCUUAAUUUACUGAAAGCUUUUUUUAGUUGAAAUGGAGAUUCUUCCACAGCGAUCAUCAUUAUCCUCAACUCUGAAUCCCAACGCUCCAUUGUUCAUUCCAUUAGCAUAUCGGAUGGUCAAGGAUUUCUCUGAUCAAUGGUGGGCUCUCGUCCAAUCAUCCCCUUGCUUCCGCGACUACUGGCUUCAAGAACGCUUCCACGAUCCCGAAAACGACGACGUUUCUGACGACGACGAUGAUCCUCUCUUCCCCGACGACCUCGAUGACAUAUUUGAGCAAUACGACGACGUUUUACUCGACCCAAGACCGGAGGAAAAGGAAAAGAAAUUGGUACCGUUUGGGACAUCGAAGUGGCGGAAGGACCGAGUUGUGACUGAGUCACCGAGGUUUAUCGAAAAAGCACCCAAGAUUGUGAAUGUUAAAGUGAGUCCAAGGACUAUUCACCAACCAAGGUAAAUCAACUCGUACUGAGUUGACAUGGGAGGUCUCAUUUUAAGCUUUUUAACUUCUUUUCUCUUAUUGAUUUGUAAUAUAUUAGGUACAGAGAUCUCUCUUCCUUUAGAUCCCAGUCUGUGAACUUUUUAAAUUUCGCAAUAAAUGAAAAUUAACUUCACCCAAAAAAAAAUAA
Molecule: messenger RNA, 677 nt
Organism: Gossypium raimondii (Peruvian cotton)
Lineage: Eukaryota; Viridiplantae; Streptophyta; Magnoliopsida; Malvales; Malvaceae
Product: protein EARLY RESPONSIVE TO DEHYDRATION 15
Exons: 2
Coding region: 83-505 (140 amino acids)
Source: RefSeq, a predicted model, not a curated record